This is a messenger RNA of Solea senegalensis (Senegalese sole), 4175 nucleotides long. It is a transcript of the gene ccdc186, whose product is annotated as coiled-coil domain-containing protein 186. Gene Ontology annotation, molecular function: small GTPase binding. Bases 140 to 2938 code for a protein of 932 amino acids. Gene Ontology annotation, cellular component: trans-Golgi network. The transcript is spliced from 15 exons. NCBI's taxonomy places the organism in Eukaryota, Metazoa, Chordata, Actinopteri, Pleuronectiformes, Soleidae. Gene Ontology annotation, biological process: vesicle cytoskeletal trafficking. The record is from RefSeq and is a predicted model, not a curated record.
UUGAUGUGUCAUAUCAAAGUGACUUGUUGGGGCUAUCAGCUGGUUUGACAGCGACCCCGAAGUUCGCCUUUACAUCGUUUAUCUCCGCACCGAACGACUUCAUGGAUUAUUCGCAUUCGAUUUAACCUCGGGAAGGACCAUGGACCAGCCUGGUCCUGCUUCGGAUGCCCACACGAUGGACGGGUUGGAGGCUGAAUCUUUGUCUGAGGGAUCUCCUAUUGUGAAUCAGCUCAACAACAGCGAAGCCAACAUGGAAAAUGAAGAACAAAUAAAUCACAAUACUGCAGAGGAAGCAGAAAGAUGCAGCCUGCCAAAGGAUGGAGAACAGCCUGAAAGGGAGUUAAUCAAGUGUACAACAGAUGUUCAGAUCCACACAAAGGUAGAGCCGGAAGCUCAAAUAUGCAGCCAGGACCAGGUGGAGGAGAGUGAGAUGUGUGGUGAUACUGGCUCUAAAAACAAUACAGUUUCUGUGGAAGGCCGGACAUCUUUGUUGUCAGGUGAGGCUGACAGAGCUGUGCUAGCCCUCGAAACGUCUUUAGAUGAUGUGGCAGAAAACUCUCCUUCUGUUCUUGAAGAUACAAUAGAAACUUUGUUGACUUUUGAUGAAAUGAAGGAUGCUCAUGCCACAGCUUCGAACUGCAAUGAGAAGCCACCAGUCUCAUUUACUAAUUGUUCUAAUGAGCCACUGCCUGCUGCUGCUGCUGAUGAUGAUUCAGCUGAAAGUCCAUCAUCCACUUCCAAAAGCUCCCCUACUGACUCCACAACCACGUCUGGGAUCUCUAAUGGCCCGUCAACCCCCAAUUCUGACACUGUCAGCUCCUCACUUGCUUCCAGUCCACAAACCAGUGCCAAAACCUCAGCCCCCCCGCAUUCUACAUCCAGCCCGUAUGAUACUGACUGCAGCCGCAAGCUCAUUUCCCAGAUCCAGCGCUCGCUGUCACAGGAGUCACUGUUGGAUGAGCUUGAGUCUGAGCUUUUGGACUGUCAAAUGCCUGAGGGUGAAAGUGGAGGCGAGAGGAAAGGGAGGUCACCUGUCAACGGACUCCCUACAGACCAGGAGGGCUGCAUGGUGGUCUUGGAGAAAUGUGUGCAGUACAAGUAUGCACAACAGGAGAAAGCUAUUCAGAGGUUACUUGAGGAGAAUAAAAGACAUCAGGAGCUGAUCCUGGGUAUCUGUUCAGAGAAGGACACCAUGAGGGACGAGCUGAAAAAGAGGACAGAGGCAGAAAAACAGCUCAUCACCACCAUUAAAAAGUUGGAGGGCAGGGUGGAGGAGCUACUAAAGGAAGUGAAUGAGUCGCGGGAUAAGCUUACCCAUCAGGACCAGGUUACAAAGGCUACUCUCAAGCAGAUGCAGAAGGAGAUGGCCCACCGAAUCGAACAGGCGAACAAGAAAUGUGACGAGGCACGCCAAGAGAAGGAGACCAUGGUGAUGAAAUAUGUGCGGGGGGAGAAAGAAGCGCUCGACCUGAGACGAGAUAAGGAGAGUUUGGAGAAAAGACUGAGGGAAGCCACCAAGGAGGUGGACCGUCAGGCAAUCCGUGGAAACCAGCUGGCUCAGGAGAAAGGCAGACUGCAGCAGCUCUUUGAUUCCAAGGAAAGCGAGGUUAUCAGGUUGACUCGCGAGGGGGAAAAGUUGAAGGAGGAGAUCAACUCGUACCUGAUAAAGGUCAAAUGGGCCCAGAAUAAACUCAAGAGUGAGGCGGAUGCACAUAAGGAGACUAAAGAUAAACUGAGAGAGACCACAUCCAAAUUGGCCCAGGCCAAAGAAGAGACCGAGCAGAUCCGCAAGAACUGCCAGGACAUAAUCCGAACAUACCAGGAAUCAGAAGAGCUCAAGUCCAAUGCACUGGAUGCUAAACUGAGAGAGACCAAAGGAGAGCUGGAGAAACACAAGCAGGAACAAACAGACCAAUUAGAGGUGCACCGAGUAAAAGCCAGGGAGCUGGACGACCUGAAGAGGAGUUACAAAGAGGGCAUGGAUGAGCUCUGUACGUUACGCACCAAGUUAAAGUGUUUAGAGGACGAGCGUCCACGCUGGGAGGACGAGCUGAGCAAGUACAGGGAGAUCAUCAACCGGCAGAAAGCUGAGAUCGGCCGCCAGAGAGAUAAGCUGGAUGAGGUCACCGCGCUCGAGGAGCAGCAUGAACGAGACAAACAGGAGAUUGCGUCGCUCCGUGAGGAAGCGGACAGCUUUUCCAACCAGAUGACCGACCUCCAGCGCGACAUACAAGGCAGCAGGGAGCGCGAGGCUGAGCUGCUGGGCUUCACUGAGAAGCUGAGCAGCAAAAACGCCCAGCUCCAGUCGGAGAGCAACGCACUUCAGUCUCAGCUGGAUCAGCUCAGCAGCAGCUUUACCGAGCUCCAAGCAAAGCUGGAGGAGACCAACAGGCUUCUAGAUGACAAGUCACGGCAGCUGAAGCAGGAGGAGGUGCUGAGGCAGCAGGAGGUGCAGGGCCUGCAGCAGGAGCGGACUUCUCUGCAGACAGAGGUGACCCAGCUGAAAACCAGAGUGGAGGAACUGAGGGACGAACUGGUGACUCAGAAAAGGAAACAAGCUGCCAACAUAAAGGAUCUGACAAAACAACUAACACAAGCCCGUAAGAGACUAGAGCAGACUGAGAAUGGAGGCUGUGACCGGGAUGUCAGCAGUAUGGGCAGUCGCUCUAGUUCCUCAGGUACUGCUCCUGGAUUUGGCUCUCUGAAUGCACGUCCCAGUGGGAGCAGUGGCAUCGAAGAGCGGUCGCCAGAGAGCCAGUCGGGUCCUUCGGUGAUGGUCGUGGACAGUUUCCCACAGGUGGACAAGGCUGUGCUGGUGGAGCGCAUUGUCCGUCUGCAAAAGGCUUUGGCUCGCAAGCAGGAAAAAAUGGAGUUCAUGGAAGACCACAUCAAGCAACUUGUGGAAGAGAUACGCAAAAAGACCAAGGCAGCCUGGUGAACACUGGUUGAGCUAAGCUACACUGUAAGCCUGAAGCUUUGGAGUAAUAAAGGGACAGAGAUAUAGCAGUAGAAGCAUAGUAGCAGAAAUUCAUUAGGUUAUAUAACACACUGCAUCUUUUGGCUCAUUCACUUCUCAAAAGGAGCUGCUUUGGACACAGCUUGUUCUGGAAAAAAAGGUCUUAUGUACUUUUCCAACAGUUGAAAUGCAUGAAUCUCCCAGGUUGCCAUUUAUAAAACUAAUCACAUAAUCUGCAGUGAAAUUGAAUUUGUCCUGGGUCAGUUUAAGAUAAUUUCAUGCCCCUGGUGGACUUCUCUCCAUAGCAUCAGUGGCUGAAACCCUGGUUUUUGGUGCUGUUGGUCAUGCCCAACUUAAGAAACUAGAUGAUUUCUUGGACUGUAAAUUGAUGGACAUACUUUAUUGAUCCCAAAACUAUGACGGCAUAAUAACAAACAAAAAGUAAAAAAAACAAAAAAACAAACUGUAAUUAGGUAGUCAUGCAGCUAUACAUUUGUAUUCCCUUCAUUUUAUUGAGAAUUCACUAAAGGGUUUCAUUAUUAUUAUUAUUAUUAUUAUCAUUGUUAUUUUGUCAAUAAAUCAUAUCAAGGGCUGUCCUUCAAACCUCCACACCUGGUGGUUAUGAUCAUUUAUUAUAUAUAGGCUUUUGUUGCGACUUGAAGACUAUGGAGAUGAAACAGGAUGCGAGCUUAGCAGGAAGCAGGAGGAGUGUACAUGGGUGUUUAUCUGCAGAGCAACCUCUUUUCCAGUGUAGGUAACUGCAAAUGAGAGCUAUUUAUGAUCCGUCGCAGGCUAUUGACGAUCCACAGCUGCUCAUUGUGUCUAAAUAUCUUAUCGUGGAUCCGUUCAGUCAAGGUGCCACUUUGACAUCAGUUGGCACUGUAAUUGAUUUUCCGUUUGAUCUGUAUUUUAGCCAAACUUUAGUGCGGUGAUUUUUUAUUAUCAUAUACAUGUACAACAGUUGUACAAAUAUCAACAAAGCAUGAAACUCUUAUUUGAUUUAGAAAUACAAUUAACCAAAGAGAACAUUUAAGAACCAAAAAUGUUUUCCCUCAGUCUCUUGCCACGUUUUGGGCACCGGUUUUAAGAGUUAGGCUUUGUAUUUUGGUCUGACGCACCAAAUCCACAAGAUCUACUGUAACUCGACCCAUCGCCUCCAUUACUUCAUGCAUGCUUGACUUGCUGCCCUCAUUGCUCAUGCACCGUCAGCGAGAGAAAA